Scedosporium apiospermum is the source of this 600-nucleotide messenger RNA. RefSeq lists its product as uncharacterized. The transcript has 2 exons. Gene Ontology annotation, cellular component: nucleus. Bases 1 to 600 code for a protein of 199 amino acids. Gene Ontology annotation, biological process: maturation of SSU-rRNA from tricistronic rRNA transcript (SSU-rRNA, 5.8S rRNA, LSU-rRNA). The record is from RefSeq and is a predicted model, not a curated record. NCBI's taxonomy places the organism in Eukaryota, Fungi, Ascomycota, Sordariomycetes, Microascales, Microascaceae.
AUGGCCUCCAGCGAUCCCACAAGUCUCCCCUCGGUGGAAAUCCGCCAAACCAACUUCGAGCAAGGCAUAGCCUACGCCCUCCACCUCUGGCCCGACCUCACCCUCGCCGUCCGCGAAAACCUCGGCGGCCCCGACUCCGCCGACAAGCGCGACUGGCUCGCCGGCGCCCUCUCCGACCUUUUUCCCUCCUUCUCCUCCACAAAGGCUGACGACGUCGAUAAUAUAUACAUCCAAGAGUUCCUGCAGCAGGUCAUGGAGGACGAGUUCGAGGUCAUCAUCGAGGAAGGGGAUCCGUCGCUUUGGAAAGUCGCUGAACAGAUUGUCAGGAUAAGGAGGGACUGCGCGGAGGGGAGGUUCGAGAAUGUGGAUGUUUUGAGGGUGAGGUGGCAGGAGGGGAAGGGGAAGAAGAUCGACGGGUUGUAUAAGAAGGGGGAGGAUCCGAAUCAGGAUACGGAUUGGGAUGAGGACGACGAGGAUGAUGAUGAUGAUGAUGAUGAGGAUAUGGGGGAUGCGCCGCCUCUUGUGCAGACGAGACGGGAGAAGCCUGAGCCCGAGGUCGAUGAGGACGGCUUCACGAAAGUCACGAGAAAGAAGUGGUAA